CUGUCGCAAGUUCCCACCAUGCAGUAAUGCAUCGAGUUUGAGACCCACAGCUCUCGGCGAACGAGCACGCGACCGAUCAGUUGCCGUUUACCUACGGUCGGAUUCGGUCGAACUUACAACAAGCGCCGGAGUUGCAGCAGCGGUGUGUGCCUCAACCAAACCAAAACCGCGCAGCCAUUGGUUGGCACAUGCACAUGUUUUGUCCUUGAAAGUGUUUCCAGUUGAAUAUUCAUGAAAUUGUGGCGAAGCGUCCGCAACAGUUGAGCGUGUUUGUUUCCAAGUGCUAACAGUGAACCAAAGUGCGCACGAUCGAAAAUAUGGUGAACAAACAAUACAACGUUCACAAUCCGAAGUUGCACAAGUCCAAGAGUGGACAGAACUCACCACCGCCGGUGCGAAGCUACCCGGAGGUAUCCAAUCAACCGAAUCCUCCGGACAUGAGUGGGUCCUUGGAGAACAAUCUGAACCAUUGCGCGGAACAUCGUCCCCAGCAUCUUCACCUGAACCGUCCCCACCAGCCGCAUCCCCAUCGCGUCCAGCAGUCCCAAAUGCAACAGAACAACUUGGAUUUGGAUGUUCGCCGCCGUGCCGGCGGUGGUGGUGGUUCCAACACUCCGUCCGAGGAAGACUUUGGCGAGGACGGUGUCUACGGAAGAAACAUCACCUAUUACAGUGAAACCGCUCAUCAGCAGCUCGCUGCCGCUGAUGGAGCUGCAGCCGGUUGCGAAAGCCAAACGGGCGGUGCUACCGGCGAACGGCUCUGCGUGAAGGAUCUGACUAUCAAUGACAUUGGCCGAUUUCAGUACAUCUUGCAAAUGGAUCGUGAAGUGGUAAGUAGAAAGCGCCGUACACAAAAUUACUUUCGUCCGCGUUUCGAUCGAUGA
This is a messenger RNA of Aedes albopictus (Asian tiger mosquito), 884 nucleotides long. RefSeq lists its product as uncharacterized. Lineage: Eukaryota; Metazoa; Arthropoda; Insecta; Diptera; Culicidae. The record is from RefSeq and is a predicted model, not a curated record. Bases 318 to 884 code for a protein of 188 amino acids. The transcript has 2 exons.